CUUUCCGAGAGUCAAAUAAAGCACCGAGCCACAGACAAUGUCCUCAACCGCCGAGGGAGACGGAGGGCACCAUUAUGGCGAGCGGAUCAGCGAGCCCGGUUCCGUUCCUGCUGAUGGUGACGUGGAGCCGCCGACGCCACGGCGGCGCAAAACGAGAACGCAUUCAGCUGAGAUGCGUCGCGCCCAGGCGACCUCGGUGACCGGUGGAGUGUGCUCGCUGCUACUGAACAAUCUCCUUUGCGGUAUGGACGACGAAGAGGAAGAGGAAAAGCAGCAGCAAAAGCCGGUGGACGAUGACCGUGAAGUAGAAGUCGAUGUCGAUCACCAGCUCGACGGCCGGAGCCGCACCAGCGAGACUACGACGACGCUAUGUCAGCAGGAAAACGCCCCCGAGGUUGACGAAGAUGUCCACCCUGCGUCCGAGGUGGGGGUGGUGCACAACGAGA
This is a messenger RNA of Amoebophrya sp. A120, 446 nucleotides long. The record is from the annotation of a GenBank genome assembly. NCBI's taxonomy places the organism in Eukaryota, Dinophyceae, Syndiniales, Amoebophryaceae.